Micropterus salmoides (largemouth bass) is the source of this 1808-nucleotide messenger RNA. It is a transcript of the gene cyp17a1, whose product is annotated as steroid 17-alpha-hydroxylase/17,20 lyase. Lineage: Eukaryota; Metazoa; Chordata; Actinopteri; Centrarchiformes; Centrarchidae. The transcript has 8 exons. Gene Ontology annotation, biological process: progesterone metabolic process; hormone biosynthetic process. Gene Ontology annotation, molecular function: heme binding; steroid 17-alpha-monooxygenase activity; iron ion binding. Bases 53 to 1603 code for a protein of 516 amino acids. The record is from RefSeq and is a predicted model, not a curated record.
UGCUUGGCCUGCGCUGAACCAAACCCCUCCGUCAGGGCCCUCUGCUACAGAUAUGGCUUGGUUUCUCUGUCUGUGUGUGCUUUUUGCCGUGCUGCUGGCUCUGUUAGCGCUGCAGUUGAAGCUCAGGAUGUCUGCACGUCACCCCCAGGAGCUCCCCCGUCUCCCAGCGCUGCCUCUGAUCGGCAGUCUGCUGAGUCUGCGAAGCCCGCACCCUCCCCAUGUGCUUUUUAAAGAACUGCAGGAGAAAUACGGACAGACGUACUCUCUGAUGAUGGGCUCCCACUGUGUCAUCAUUGUCAACCAGCACACACAUGCCAAAGAAGUCCUGCUGAAGAAGGGAAAGAUAUUUGCAGGAAGACCCAGAACUGUAACCACAGAUGUUCUGACCAGAGAUGGGAAAGACAUUGCAUUUGGAGACUACAGCGCUACCUGGAGAUUCCACAGGAAAAUAGUCCACGGAGCUCUGUGCAUGUUUGGAGAGGGCUCUGCCUCUAUAGAGAAGAUCAUCUGUGCAGAGGCCCAGUCUCUCUGCUCCGUCCUGUCUGAGGCAGCAGUUGCUGGACUGGCCCUGGAUCUGUCUCCUGAGCUGACUCGGGCCGUCACCAAUGUCAUCUGUUCGCUCUGCUUCAACUCCUCAUACCGCAGAGGAGACCCAGAGUUUGAGGCCAUGCUUCGCUACAGCCAGGGCAUCGUAGACACUGUGGCAAAGGACAGCCUGGUGGACAUCUUCCCCUGGUUACAGAUUUUUCCUAAUGCAGACCUGUGUCUUCUAAAGCAGUGUGUUGCAAUCCGAGACAAACUUCUACAGAAGGAAUAUGAUAAACACAAGGCAGACUACAGUGACCAUGUGCAGAGAGACCUGCUGGACGCUCUGCUGAGAGCCAAGCGCAGUGCUGAGAACAACAACACUGCAGAGAUCAGCGCAGAGUCUGUGGGCCUCAGUGACGACCACCUCCUCAUGACUGUAGGUGACAUCUUUGGGGCCGGCGUGGAAACCACCACCACCGUGCUCAAGUGGGCCGUCACCUACCUCAUCCACAAUCCACAGGUGCAGAGGCGUAUCCAGGAGGAGCUGGACAUUAAGGUGGGGGGGGACCGGUCUCCCCAGCUCAGUGACAGAGGCAGUCUGCCCUACCUCGAGGCCACCAUCAGGGAGGUGUUACGGAUCCGCCCCGUGGCCCCUCUGCUCAUCCCCCAUGUGGCCCUCAGCGACACCAGCAUCGGGGACUUCACCGUGAGGAAAGGUACUCGAGUCAUCAUCAACCUGUGGUCUCUGCACCAUGAUAAGAAGGAAUGGAAAAACCCUGAGCUCUUUGACCCUGGUCGGUUCUUGAACAGUGAAGGCACAGGUCCGAUCAUCCCGUCGCCCAGCUACCUGCCGUUCGGCGCCGGGAUCAGGGUGUGUCUCGGCGAGGCCUUGGCCAAGAUGGAGCUCUUCCUCUUCCUGUCGUGGAUCCUACAGCGCUUCACCCUCUCUGUCCCACUAGGCCACCCUCUGCCCAGUCUGGAGGGCAAGUUUGGUGUGGUCCUUCAGCCGGCCAAGUACAAGGUGAACGCCAUGCCCAGACCAGGCUGGGAGAGAAACAAGUGGCGUGCAUGUUGAGAUCCGCCCUGCGUUCUCGACAGCAGUGGCUCUCAUUUGUGACCUGGGAGGCUUUUUUUUCAAACCAAACACAAAACAGGCAGAUGAUCAAGCGUGCAGUAGUGAACUGGACAUAUAACAUUUCUUUGUAUUUCUUGACAGUAUAAAGCAAUCUCAACUAACAGUUCCAAACAUUAUUUAUAAAUAAAACUUUGGGUCUAAUAUA